UGCGCGAGCAGGAGUUCCGGCGGGAGGCCCGUGCUGCAGCACCGUCACCAUGGCUGAGCUGGACUACACCAUCGAGAUCCCGGAUCAGCCCUUCUGGAGUCAGAAGGACCGCGGAACAGCUGGGAAGGAGGCGGGGCCGAGGCAGCCGGUGGUGAUUCUGCUGGGCUGGGGAGGCUGCCGGGACAAGAACCUUGCCAAGUACAGCGCCAUCUACCACACAAGGGGCUGCGUCGUGAUCCGAUACACGGCCCCAUGGCACCUGGUCUUCUUCUCCGAGUCCCUGGGCAUCCCUUCCCUGCGGGUCUUGGCCCAGAGGCUGCUGGAGCUCCUCUUCCACUACGAGAUCGAAAAGGAGCCCCUGCUCUUCCACGUCUUCAGCAACGCCGGCGUCAUGCUGUACCGCUACGUGCUGGACCUCCUGCAGACCCACCAGCGCUUCUGCCGCCUGCGCGUGGUGGGCACCAUCUUCGACAGCGGGCCGGGCCACAGCAACCUGCUGGGGGCGCUGCGGGCCCUCGCCGCCAUCCUGCAGCACCGGCCGGCCGCGCUGCGCUGCUUGCUGCUGGCAGCCUUCGCCCUGGUGGUGGUCCUGUUCCACGUCCUGCUUGCCCCACUCACGGCCCUCUUCCACACCCACUUCUACCACAGGCUGCAGGACGCAGGCUCCCGCUGGCCAGAGCUCUACCUGUACUCCAAAGCUGACAAGGUCGUCCUGGCCAGGGACGUGGAACGCAUGGUGGAAGCGCGGCUGUCACACCAGGUGCUGGUGCGUUCUGUGGACUUUGUGUCCUCUGCCCAUGUCAGCCACCUCCGCGACUACCCCACCUACUACACCAGCCUCUGUGCCAACUUCAUGCACACCUGCAUGCACUGCUGACGUCAUUGCUCUGACUCCCCUCUGCUCCCCAAAUAAAUGCCUGAUACCUC
This is a messenger RNA of Ochotona curzoniae (black-lipped pika), 927 nucleotides long. It is a transcript of the gene TMEM53, whose product is annotated as transmembrane protein 53. The coding region runs from base 50 to 877 and encodes 275 amino acids. The record is from RefSeq and is a predicted model, not a curated record. NCBI's taxonomy places the organism in Eukaryota, Metazoa, Chordata, Mammalia, Lagomorpha, Ochotonidae. The transcript is spliced from 3 exons.